AUGGAGCAACCAAGCAUCUCCCACUUCAAGCUCUCGGCAACCUCAUGCGGCACCUGCGCCGUCCACUUCGACAACCCCGACACCCGCCGUGCCCACUCAAAAAGCCAAUGGCACGUCACGAACCUCAAGCGCCGCAUGGCCGAUCUAGAGCCUCUCACAGCGGAGCAGCACGCCGCCUCGGUCUCCACACAACCGGCCGCCGCUCCGGGCAAGGACGAGUCCACACCGGCAUCCGACUCCCCUUCAUCGUCUGCCUCUGAGGCCGAUCUCAGCGAUGCCGAGGAUGACGAUGAUGAUGACUUCAUCCCGGAAGAGUGCUUAUUCUGCACCACGACGUCAGACUCCCUUGACGACAAUAUCGCGCACAUGCAUAAAGCGCAUGGGAUGUUCAUACCAGAUAAGGAAAAGCUCAUCGUCGAUGUUGAGACGUUGGUAAAGUACCUCCAUCUCGUCAUCUUCAGGUACCGCGAGUGUCUGCAGUGCGGGACACAGCGACGAACGGCUGCUGCGGUACAGCAGCAUAUGCUUGGGAAAGGCCACUGUCGAUUUGAUGUCACAGCGGAGGAUUCUGAGUUUAGGGACUUUUACAAGCAACCUUCAGAGGAUGUUAAGAACACAAGAGAAGAGGGCGACGCCAGAAAGGCUGUUGCUGAUGCCUUGGAAGAAGGCGGAUCAAUCCGUUUGCCUUCUGGGAAACAGCUCUCUCAUCGCUCUGCUCCAGGCCCAUCGAGGCCUCGCACCAAGAUUGGUGCAAACAACGACACGGCUACCUCAGACAACCUCAUUCAAGAAAGAUCAGGCUCCUCGGGCAUCAACGAGUCAGAAGCAAGCUUUCAACUCACAACUCCCUCCGGACCGGGAGGCAAGUUCGACACAAAGGUUCUGACGCGCGCCGAGAAGCGCGACGUCGUCUUUGAGACGCAGCUUUCCCGCUUGAGCAUCAAUGACCGCUCUGCGCUCGCCCACUUGUCUUCCGCUGAGCAGCGGAGUGUCUUGUUGACGAGGCAGAAACAGUUAGAUAAGGCGGAGAAGGCCGCUAGGAGGCUUCAGACGAGGUUGGAGAUGAAGGCGAAUAAGACUGGGCAGGGAAACUUUGUCAAUGAUGUUCCUGGUCGGAAGAAUGGUUAA
Molecule: messenger RNA, 1128 nt
Organism: Colletotrichum godetiae
Lineage: Eukaryota; Fungi; Ascomycota; Sordariomycetes; Glomerellales; Glomerellaceae
Product: C2H2 type zinc-finger-domain-containing protein
Exons: 1
Coding region: 1-1128 (375 amino acids)
Biological process (GO): ribosomal large subunit biogenesis
Cellular component (GO): preribosome, large subunit precursor
Source: RefSeq, a predicted model, not a curated record